GGGGGAUCUGGUGCCAAGUAAGUAGGUUGUGAUGAUCAGGACGUAAACAAUGUCUUGAAUGGGGGAAGGGUUGAAUAAAUAAACAUUCUAAAAAAAAAUUUUUUUUUUGCAGUAGGUUUUCCUCAUACCAAACAUUCAGGGCGUGCUCAAUCUGAAUCUGCCGGAGAGAGAAACACACACAGUAUAACUCUGCUCAGCUCUAAUUAAAGAACUUUAACUUUAAUUUAAAAGCGUUUCAGGUCCUGACAGUAAUGUUCUGCAGGUGAAAUGGACGAGUUCUUCUUAGUGCUGCUUCUGGCUGCUGGACUGAAAGCUCUUCAGAUUGAGGGACCCUCUGGUCCUCUGGUGGUCCAGCUCGGGGGUGAUGUGGUUCUGCCGUGUUAUACUCAGGACCCCGUCCCUCUGCAGGGUCUCAGAGUGGAAUGGAGAUCAGACUCAGACUCUGAAGAAUCUGUAGUGAACGUUUUCCAGCAGAACGAGAUCAGAUCAGAUCUGCAGAGUCCGGCCUUCAGGGGCAGAGUGAACUUCUUCCCAGAUCAGAUUUCCAGAGGGAACUUCUCCAUCUUCCUCAGUAACAUCAGGACAGAGGAUGCAGGAGUUUACAGCUGUAAAGUUUACACAGAUCAGGACUCCAGUGAGACCACAGUGGAAAUUAAAGACAUUGAGCGGUUUGUGGUGAUUGGUGCACAUCACCCGGUCGUGGCGUCUGUAGGCGAAGAGGUUAUACUGAACUGCUCUGUAGACUCUCAUAUACCCGUCCACCUGCUGGAGGAGGUAACCUGGACCAAACACCCUGACAUUUUGGUUCUGCUCUUCCAAGAAAACGAGACCCUCUCAGAAGCUUCAAACGAUCGUUACCAGGGAAGAGCCGAGUUCUUCAGCUCAGAAAUCCCUCGAGGGAACUUCUCACUGAGGCUGAAGGACGUUAGGCUGGAGGAUAAGGGGGAAUUCAUCUGUGCUGCUCAUGCUGCUGAUCUCUCAGCUCAAACCACUGUGCUCAUCCAGCAAAUGGGUUUCUCUUCUCUUCAGAAAUGCAUACUGGUGUUGUGUUUUAUUGCAUCAUCACUUGCAUUUGGAUUAGGAAUUCCUGUUUCCAUCCUUUUGUGGAAAGAAGCUGCAACCAGACGAGUCCUGGCCAUGUAUUUACUGCAGGCCUUUUGUCCAAACCUCUGCAUGUUCAUUGGUUUUGUACUGUGGUCAAAAGAAGGGCUUCUAAAUGAGGUCGUAGUUUGUGCAGCUGUUAUUUUUGCACGGCCUCUGAUACUGAUGAAGACUGCUCCUUAUCUUAACACACUUCCAGAACGAUUGGUGAAAGAAGUAAAACGUUUGGGUUUUCCUCUUCAUUGCAUCAUUAUAAUGAUGGCUGUGUUCUCAGUUGAGUUUGCUCAUUAUGAAGAAGGGACUUUUGGUCUGUUUGAAAGUAGCACAAUGUUGAUAACAAAUGCAGUGUUAUCUGUUGGUGCUGUUGUUUCAGCUAAAUAUGCAUGCCGGACAUUUUCAUUCCUGUGCCUGGUGAUAUGCAACAUUAACCUGUUGAUUAUGUCUCUCUAUUCUGAAACAACUGAAUCACCAGCCAUGGUUACGGCAACAUCCUCAUUUGUCGUAGGGAUGGUUUUGCUUUUCUCACUACAGAGACACGUCUUUCAGCUGAAACCAUUUACACGUCUCCAUAUCGGUCUCUUAUCUGCUGUUGUAGCUGCUGCCUGCAUAUUUCUCACAGUAUGUUCUGUAUUUGUUGGCAUUUACUUAGGAAACUUUGUAAAUACAUGGAAGUUUCAAUUUACAGCAGGAAUAUACAUCAUUCUCUGGGUUGCUCUAGUGCUUGUUGUGCGUCGACAACAUAAAAACAAUAAAGACAGAUUCUGCGCUAAAUGGAGAGGCCUGGGAUAUAUGUGCUGUGCCGUGCUUAUCUCAAUAUCUAUUCUUGCAAAUGGUUUGUUGUAUGUUUACUAUAUAAAGGACAAAAUGAAAUCAAAAGAUUCUUCUGGAUACUUGGCUGUAAUGGCACUGCUGCAUAUUGUGCCUCCUGGAUCCCUGUUUGUUCACCCAAGAAAAAUACCCAAGAUUCCUCAUUUUAUACUUUACAUGUUUGGAGCUUCAGGACUGAGUAUUGUAACUUCCCUCACUCUGGCCACGGAACUGAUCUUAAAAGGAGGAACAGGAGGACAGACUCUCCCGGAAAUGCAUGUCAUCAUCCUACCGUUUGAGUCACUCUACAUUGUUGUUUGGCUUUGUUUGCAAAUUCAUGAUUUCUGGAUGAGAAAGAAAGACAGAAUAAAGAGGAAUUUUGAAGACGGAGAGGAAGCACAGCCUCAGGCUGCUGCAGAGGGUACAGAACUAGAGACUCCUCUCACUAAGACACCCAAGCCCUGAGCAUCCACUGAAGAAGAAGAUUAUCUUAAACCUGGAGCUACUGAACACACUGAGCAGACCUCCGUUUUGCUGCAGACAAGUUUUUGACUUCAUUACACUGUAAUACAAUUUCCAGAGUCUUUCUAAACUCAUAAGUGACUCUAAAACUAAUCAGAACUACUGAAUUCAGAGUUUAUAUACAGGGUUUACAACCUUAUGUGAACAAGCAAUGAUUAGUCAUGUUGAAGGACUAAAAAGAGAGAAUGAUGGGUGUGUUUUGGGUGUAACGUCAAAUAAACCAAUCAGCGUGUCACUUGCCUUUUCCAUUUAAGAGCCAGAUGCUCUAUGACUUUGGCUGUUUGCUAUUUUAACGGCACAGCUACCUGUGUUGAUAUAGAAUAGUCUUAUUUAAUGUUGUAUUCUGUUUAUUGUAGAUGUAAAAGUUUGUAUAGCUGCCAACUAGCAUGCACUACGGUUUUGUGCACUAUUGUGUCUCCAUGUGUAUGUAACAAGUGGAGGUGUAUGUACAUUGGGUUUGUAUCUGUGUUGACAUUUCACUGCCAAGAUAGCAAUGAACGUCUGACUGUUGGCGUCUGUUUUGGUGUCUAGGUUGUAUUCAGUCAGUGGAGCUCCUGUGUUUCCCAUUGCAAAGAUAGCAAUACUCCAGAAAUGUACCUGAACACACCUCAUUUCCAGACCACCACACCCAUCAGUGUAGAUAUAUUCAGAAGUGCUGUUGCUAUUUAAACAAUGCAGAUAGAAGGUGUGAAAAUGGACUGUUGGCAGGGUGUAAGAUAGCAAUAAACAGGGGGUAAAAUGUGGCCCUAUAUGUACACUACAGUAGAGAGUGUGUUGAGGUUCUUAGCUUUAUGGUUCAACCCAAUUAACAUUGAUAUGUUGGAUUUGUUGAUAGGCUGGAGAGGGGCAUAAUGUUUAAAAAGUCUAGGAAUAUGUUUGUUUGAAAAGGGUUACAAACUCAGCUUUUCUACUAGCAGCAUCUGUAAAUUUUAGAGGAUAAUUAUAUGUCAUUGUAAAAAAUUUAUUUUUUGCACUAUAAGGCUCAGCGGAUUAUAAGGCGCAUUAAGUGACACUAGUAAGGAACUGGGGUGUUGCCACAAUUCCCAUCUAAUUCAGCAGGUUUCACUGCUGGGUGGUGAGACCUGUAAAAGUAAACUAAGCUACAUAAACAAAACCUAAAAAUUCUAUUAAACAAAACUAUAAUCUACACAGAUCCUUUUCCUGAAAACUGUUUAUUUGGCUGAGUAAAUCGCUUCCGUUUAUUCACAGUAAGCUUAGAUUUCCAGAUUUCCACUAAGGCUAGCCACGGUUAUCGGCUAAUGCCACCCAACAGAGCUAUGCUGAGGAACUCUGAGUGUUCCGAUAAGCCAGGGAGAUAUUAGCUAGUGAUUUGUCCCACUUAUCUUGAUUUAAUACGGUAAACAUGCAGACUACAU
Molecule: messenger RNA, 3806 nt
Organism: Astyanax mexicanus (Mexican tetra)
Lineage: Eukaryota; Metazoa; Chordata; Actinopteri; Characiformes; Acestrorhamphidae
Exons: 20
Coding region: 268-2373 (701 amino acids)
Biological process (GO): T cell costimulation; cell surface receptor signaling pathway; positive regulation of T cell proliferation
Cellular component (GO): external side of plasma membrane
Source: RefSeq, a predicted model, not a curated record